UUUCCAGCUUUUUUCCAGCUUUUUCCCAGCUCUUCCCCGCCAUGUCCUACUACUACGAGCAGUGCAAGCAGCCCUGCCUGCCCCCCGCCAUCCUGGCGCAGAAAUGCGCCAAGUGCCCGCAGCCCUGCGCCACCCAAUGCGUCGAGGUGUGCCAGGUGCCCUGUGCCACCCAGUGUGCCACCAGCUGUGUCACCCAGUGCCCCGAGCCCUGCGCCCCGCAGUGCGUGGACGUUUGUGCCACCCAGUGUGCCACCAGCUGUGCCCCGCAGUGCGUGGACGUUUGUGCCACCCAGUGUGCCACCAGCUGUGCCCCGCAGUGCGUGGACGUCUGCGCCCCGCAGUGCGUGGACGUUUGUGCCACCCAAUGUGCCACCAGCUGUGACACCCAGUGUGCCACCAGCUGUGCCCCGCAGUGCGUGGACGUUUGUCCCACCCAAUGUGCCACCAGCUGUGACACCCAGUGUGUCACCAGCUGUGCCCCGCAGUGCGUGGACGUGUGCCCGGCCCAGUGCCCCGAGCCCUGCGUCACCAAGUGCGUGGAGCAGUGCCAGGCCGAGGUGUGCAGCACCAAGUGCGUGGAGUCGUGCGAGACCGUGUGCCUGAAGCCCUGCUGAUCCCGAUCCCGAUCCCGAUCCCGAUCCUGAUCCCGAUCCCGCGGAUCGGCUCCGGUGAAGAACACGGCGCAGACCCAUCGGCGACGCAAUUCCCACUUUGAUCUUCCUGCGGUUUUGUCUCGGAAAAUGUUUUGUCUCUGAGUGUUCCCCGUGUUU
Messenger RNA from Prinia subflava (tawny-flanked prinia), 770 nucleotides. RefSeq names its product keratin-associated protein 9-9-like. NCBI's taxonomy places the organism in Eukaryota, Metazoa, Chordata, Aves, Passeriformes, Cisticolidae. The coding region runs from base 42 to 614 and encodes 190 amino acids. The record is from RefSeq and is a predicted model, not a curated record. The transcript has a single exon.